Molecule: messenger RNA, 2631 nt
Organism: Sclerotinia trifoliorum
Lineage: Eukaryota; Fungi; Ascomycota; Leotiomycetes; Helotiales; Sclerotiniaceae
Source: the annotation of a GenBank genome assembly
CUGGGUACGUACAUACCCACCGAGAUUCCCCAAUCAAGGUCCCAUUUAUUUCCACUGCUGUCAAUAAUAUUGCUGGCAGAACGACCAUAAGGGAAAGAUACAUCUAGCCACCUUUACUUCACAAUCGGAUACACUCUUAAGACCUUUCAUUCCCCUCUCACUUCAGGAACACCUCCAACUCAUAUUCAAUUUCAACCCUCAAACAAAACACUCUAGAAUUCAAAAAUGGCCGAUAUGUAUGUAUACUUCUGCAUUCCAUUGAUCUGCAGCCCCGCCUCAUACACGCUCAUCUUCUGCCCAGUCAACUUUUUAUGAUAUCCUCAAGCUAAUAGGAUUUCGCAGUAACGUGGAUGUUCUCGUUAUUGGAGCUGGACCAACUGGUCUUGGAGCUGCAAAGCGUUUAAAUCAAAUUGUGAGCUUCAUUUCACACACCAUCGACUCAAUGGAACCCUUUACUUAUCACAUUAGCAGAAUAAUGCAUCUUGGAUGAUCAUCGAUUCAAAUGAAACUCCUGGUGGUCUCGCAUCUACCGACACAACUCCUGAAGGCUUCGUAAGUUUUUCCAAAACUCAAAUGAUCAAUUGUCGCAAAUACAGCUUCCUAACUUAUCAUUUACAGCUCUACGAUGUUGGCGGACACGUUAUCUUCUCUCAUUAUAAAUACUUUGAUGACUGCAUUGAUGAGGCUUUACCAAAAGAGGACGAUUGGUACACACACGAACGUGUCUCUUACGUUCGCUGUAAGAACCUUUGGGUUCCUUAUCCAUUCCAAAACAAUAUUUCCGUUCUGCCAAAGGAGGAACAGGUCAAAUGUGUUGAUGGUAUGGUUGAUGCUGCAUUAACAGCUCGCACCGCUACGACAAAGCCAAAAGAUUUUGAUGAGUGGAUCGUUAGAAAUAUGGGUGAGGGAAUCGCGAAUCUGUUCAUGAGACCAUACAACUACAAAGUCUGGGCAGUUCCAACCACUGAUGUUUGUAAUCCUCUUCAACUCUACGAUACAAAGGUGUACUAAUAAUAUGAAAGAUGCAAUGCGCAUGGCUCGGAGAGCGUGUAGCAGCUCCAGAUGUCAAGACUGUCGUCAAGAAUGUUAUCCUUAACAAGGUCGCUGGAAACUGGGGUCCUAACGCCACUUUCCGUUUCCCUGCUCGCGAUGGUACUGGUGGUAUCUGGAUUGCUGUUGCCAAGACUAUACCAAAAGAGAAGACAUUAUUCGGAAAGGAAGGAGAAGUUAAGAAGGUUGACGCUGAUGCACACACCGUCACUCUAUCCAGUGGCAAGACCAUUGGUUACAAGAAGUUGAUUACCACCAUGGCCGUGGAUCAACUUGUUGAACAAAUGGAGGAUAAGGAACUCAUUACUUUGAGUAAGGAUUUGUUCUACUCAACAACCCACGUUGUUGGUGUUGGAAUUAGAGGAGAGCGACCAGAGAACAUUGGAGAUAAGUGUUGGGUAAGUUCACCGCUAAUUUUUAUUGUCCAAAUAUUUGUUUUCUGCCAAACCGAUGACCCCUCAAUAUUCUUGGCGGAACUGGCCCAUACCCGAAUUUAUCCCGAUACCUCAUGCUGACACAUCUCUUAGCUCUACUUUCCAGAAGAUGAUUGCCCAUUUUAUAGAGCAACUAUCUUCUCAAACUACUCCCCAUACAAUCAGCCAGAUAAGUCUGUUAAGCUUCCUACCUUGUACCAUGCAGAUGGUAGCAAGCCAAAGUCUUCCGAGGCUCAGGAAGGUCCUUACUGGUCUAUUAUGUUGGAGAUCUCCCAAUCCACCAAGAAGGCGGUUGAUGUCGAGAACAUUCUUAGAGAUUCCAUUCAAGGUCUAAUUAAUACUGAGAUGAUUAAGUCUAGCGAUGAGAUCGUCUCCACUUAUCACAGAGCUUUCGGUAAGCAAUUCAGACCUUGGCCUGUUAUUUUAAUCUUUCAGUUGCCAAGCCCAUAUUCAAACAGCCACAUGUGUAUAGGUAUAGGCUAACCAAUCAUUUAGAUCAUGGCUACCCAACUCCUUCCCUUGAAAGAGAAGGUGUAUUGACACAGCUCUUACCAAAGCUCCAAGAAAAAGACAUCUAUUCCAGAGGACGUUUUGGUUCAUGGAGAUAUGAAGUUGGAAACCAAGAUCACUCGUUCAUGCUGGGUGUUGAGGCAGCUGAUCACAUUGUGAAUGGUGCCGUUGAGCUUACUCUCAACUACCCAGAUUUUGUCAAUGGUAGAAAGAACACUGAGAGAAGACUCUUUGAAGGAGCCCAAGCAUUCCAAAACAAAGAUUUACCUUCACGGCUCGCCAAUUAAAUGGCAUUUAAGAGUUCCGAAGAGGGGUAAAGGAGCUGAGGGACGGAGAGGAGUCUCAUAAAAUCACUUCAUACCUUUCGACUUUAGCGAAGUUGAGAGGAUACUUUUUUGAUGCAUCUAGAUUUGUCUGAAAUCGACUGAUGUCUGCUUAUUGCGACUUAGAUACACACAUAUGCGAUUUGAACUCGGAUAUGAAUUCUGUUAUUGGAAUUAGUUAGCGAGGUUCAUUUAGAGAGCUUGUUAAUUGCUACUCUUUAGAGAUAGAUUCUAGAAAGAGAAUUUACACAUUUUACAAUAUUCAUUGAUGUGUAUUGUGAUGGGGGUCGUUUGAUGGUUUGUUAUUAUUGUUA